Molecule: messenger RNA, 1730 nt
Organism: Dromiciops gliroides (monito del monte)
Lineage: Eukaryota; Metazoa; Chordata; Mammalia; Microbiotheria; Microbiotheriidae
Gene: CD5
Product: CD5 molecule
Exons: 11
Coding region: 82-1503 (473 amino acids)
Biological process (GO): T cell costimulation
Cellular component (GO): plasma membrane
Source: RefSeq, a predicted model, not a curated record
UGUCCUCCUCCUUCCCCCGGGGGAACAGAGCUGCCAAGCACCAGACACCCUGCCCACCAGUCUGCCACAGGUGGGAGAAGCAUGCUGCCCAUGGGGCUGUGUUGGUCACCACUGACUCUGCUGUGCCUGCUAGGGAUACUGGUUUCUUCCUGUCAUGGAGGACCAGAGCAGACUCCCUCAGGGUCCCCCAGGGACAUGACUGGCCCCCAAUGUCAGGUGUACCUGGAGGUCAAGCUCAGUGGCACCAAGAGCACUUUGUGUCUGGACACCCAGAAUCAGCAGGCUCUGCCCGAGCUGUACAGCAAGCUGGGCCUCAGUGCUGGGAAGGCUGGCCAUAUCCCUGACCAGAUGCUCGCCGAAAAGAUGGCCUGCUCCUUCCAGAAUCGUUUCUCCCCCCGUGUGGGCACAAAUGUCUCCAAUCCAGAGCUGCAUGUGAUCUGUCAAGAACCACCUCCCAAGGCCCCUCCAACCACCCAACGACCCCCUGUGACCACAGCCGAACCCACGGGCCCUUUAAGGUUUCGCCUGGUGGAGGGGAAGGAGCAACUCCGCUGUGCGGGUGUGGUUGAGUUUUACAAAGGAAGCGCUGGGGGGAGCAUCUGUUACAACCCCAGCAACUGGACCAAGUCCCUGGGAGAUAAGAUCUGCGAGACCCUGAACUGCGGCGCCUUCCUGGACCAUCUGGACACAGCAGCAGAGAAGACAAACCCAGGGAACCUGAAGGAACUAAAGCCCUUGGAGAUCCUCUGGGAGGUCAGGAAUCCCAAGAAUGGCUUCCUGGGCGAGGUCUUCCAGAAGCAGAGGGGCUGUGCACAAAACCGAACCCUUUCCAUCAUCUGCUCUGAUUUCCAGCCAAAGGUGAAAAGCCGACUGAGGGGUGGAAGCAGCCCCUGCAAGGGCAGGGUGGAAGUGUACUUUGAGGGUCAGUGGAAAGGCCUGUGUGGAACCAAGAGGAACUGGGAAGAGGUGUGCCACGCGCAGCACUGUGGGAGCCUGGUCUCCCAGGUGGACAUGUCGGCAACAGACAGAAUGCUCUUCUGCAAACGCGAGAACCUCUCCCAUUGCUACACGUUCAGUCAAGGACACCCAUCCUGCAAAGGCGUGAUGAUUGAGUGCCAGGACCCAAAUGCAUCUGGGCCUGGGGCAGGCACUGUGAUGAGCAUCAUUCUGACCUUGAUCCUCCUGGCAAUCCUGCUUGUGGUAUGUGGGCCUGUGGUCUACAAGAAACUAGAGAAGAAAUUCCGUCAGAAGAAGCAGCGCCAGUGGAUUGGUCCAACGGGAGUGAACCAGAAUGUGUCUUUCCAUCGCAACCACACCGUGACUGUCCGGUCCCAAGCGGAGAACCCCAGGGCCUCAAAUGUGGAGAAUGAAUACAGCCAGCCUCCCAGGCAUUCCCGCCUCUCGGCUUAUCCAGCUCUGGAAGGAGCCCUGAAUCGGUCUUCCAACCCGCCAGAUAACUCCUCUGACAGCGACUAUGACCUGCACGGGGCCCAGAGGCUGUGACAGGCUGACCUGUGAAUAAGCCGUGUCUCUAGGCACAAGACGUCUUCCUGAGAACCUUCUGAAGUCCUAACUCAUGAUUUCCCGAUUCUACUUCCAGCUGUGAAGGGGCAGAAGUAAAGUCACCACUACCAUGUCUCAUUGCCCUCCUUCCCCUGCAGGAGUGGCUCCAUCCCUGCCUCCCCCCAACCCAGGGAACGCCUCCCCAACCCCCCCUCCCCCAGUCCUUC